AUGCGUACUUCGAUAAGUUGCUAUAAUCUAUGCUUACAGCCUCACACGUCGAGUGAUAACUCAGCGAACCCACCUCGAGCGAGCGGGCAGUUUUCAAGGCAGCAGGCGAAUUCUCAUCCUGAUCCGAGGCCAACGAACAAAGAUUUUUCGAAUAUGCGUCUUGGUAGUGGUUCUCGGCGGCCUGAGUCGCAGAAAUCUGUUUUCUCAAGGAGUGGUCCCUCUCUGAAUCCACAGUUUUCCGUGCCGAGGUGGAAAGUGGGUGACCAAUGCAAAGCGCCAUGGAAUGAUGGAAUGUAUUAUUUGGCAACGAUCGUGAAUCUUGGACCAGCUGACAUGUGCACUGUUCGGUAUAAUGAUUACGGGAAUAUCGGCACAGUGCCUCAAGCAGUACUGUUAUUUGUCUGA
Messenger RNA from Ostertagia ostertagi, 405 nucleotides. The record is from the annotation of a GenBank genome assembly. Lineage: Eukaryota; Metazoa; Nematoda; Chromadorea; Rhabditida; Trichostrongylidae.